This is a messenger RNA of Haliotis rubra (blacklip abalone), 2258 nucleotides long. RefSeq names its product sodium-dependent glucose transporter 1-like. The record is from RefSeq and is a predicted model, not a curated record. The transcript has 5 exons. Bases 336 to 1676 code for a protein of 446 amino acids. Lineage: Eukaryota; Metazoa; Mollusca; Gastropoda; Lepetellida; Haliotidae.
GAGAUCACACACUGCAUAGGUCGUCACGCUUGUGAUGAAUUGCAACACAGUUACUGGACUACGGUAGUUUACUCAUUGUCACUGGAUAUCCUUAUACAAGACCUGGUUUCAGGGUUGUUGUUGAGCAAACACGUUGACAUCAGGGAAGGCUUCCGACCGAUGACACAUAAGGUCGUGCGAAUUCCCGCGCAACUAGGAUAAGAUGUAGGACAACACCAUGCCGCAACAGACUGUUAAAGGAUUAAACUUGAAAUUCCACCGAAGAGAAGAAGCUAUGAUGAGGCAGUGUUGGCACAGCUGCAUGUAGAGGAGCGGGCGUCGUGUUUCCUUCAGUGAUGAGUGACGACAAGACGUCGAGGAUAAUCCAGACAGCCUGGCUCUUCUGGGGUUUCAUGAUGCCGGGAGUUGGUGACGCUAUCCUGGGUCCAACCCUCCUGGAUCUGCAGCUGCUCGUCCAGGAGUCAGUGGACAAGUUCUCCUUCCUGAUCCUGUGUACAGGAGUAGGCGCCAUUACAGGCAGUCUCCUCACAGGAUUCAUAUUCACCAGCGUCAACAACAGACUCAAGUUGGCACUGACCAUCAUACUGGGCUCCGUGGUCAACUGCGUCACGCCGGCAGUUCCAGCGUUUGGCUACUUCUGUGUCAUGUUCUUCUUACAAGGAUUGUCCAGAGGUUUCGCAGGAUGCUAUUUGUUGGAAGUGUGCAACGACUUGUGGGUGCAGAAGGGAACACCCUUCCAGUUCAUCUUCUGUGGCGCAACAACUGGAUCUAUUCUGACUCCGCUCAUCGUCCGCCCUUUCCUGUGUGUAAUGGAAGCCCCUGACAACCUCUUCUUCCCCCCAACACUUACAGCUAAUCAGACCAAUGACAAUACGACUGCAUGUUCCGCUGCUGACACCCAUGUACAACAGGCCUACCUUGUUCUCGGAGCCCUUACCCUUCCAAGUGGUAUAGCCUUCAUCUAUUACUGGCUCCAGAGCAGAAGGUCUGGGACUAUUGAACACGUGUCGCUCUACGAGGAUCCGGACGACAAGACGAAGCAAGUGGUCAAAAACAAACUGCAUUAUCUGUUUUUGAUACUUUUGUUUUUCUUCUUUUUUCCCAUAGUUGGAAACACCAUGUUGUAUAAUACAUACUUGACGGUGUUCGGAGUCGAGGGACCCCUGCAUAUAUCUAAAACGGUUAUGAUGUACAUGACGUCAGUAUUUUGGGGAGGACUGCUUGUUAGCCGUGUUGGUAACAUGUUGUUAACACGAUGCUGCGGAAACUUCUACAUCAUCUUGGUGAACUGCACGUGUCUUUUUGUAAGCGGAGUGACAAUGCUUAGUCUUGCAGGAAGAUAUGAAGAGGCAUUGUGGGUAACGACCUUAGCGCUUGGUCUGUUCUCAGGACCCUAUCAAGGGGCAGCCUUAGCUUGGUCAGAGAACUUUAUACCUUUAGGACCGAAAAUAAUUUCACUGACAUUUUUGGGUGUGGGUGCAGGUGCAAUGAUAUUGCCGUUUGCCGGGGGUAUGUUGUAUCACUAUGUGCCCCCGAUGGGGCACAUGUACUUAGUAUUUAGUAUGAUUGUUUUUCUGUGUUUAGUAUUCUUUCUACUAAACUAUGUAGGAUAUCGUAUUAAGAUGUCACCUAUACGGCAGCCAGAGAUCCCUUUAAAGGAAAGCGAGUCGGAGUGAUGUUAGUUGUAGCUGAUAAAUGGAAUCGGACUAGGGUGAUCAAUAGUGGAUGGUGAGUCAGCUAUGCCAAUCAUACUGGAAGCAGAUUAAUCAUACCUCUGGAUUUGAGAGUUCGUUAUACUGAUAAAUCAUAACUGGGUGAUCAAUAAUGGAAGGGAGAGUGCGUGAUUGAGUGAGUUUGAAUUUACACCGCUUUUAGCAACUUCAGGGCAAUAUUCCAGCGAUAUCACGGUGGGGAAACUAGAAAUGGGCUUCACACAUAGUACCCAUGUGGGGAAUCAAACCCGGACGCUUUAACCACUUGGCUAACCAACUGCCCUGGAAGAGAAAGUUCGCUAUAUUGAUCCCCAAUAAUACCUAUAUACAUGACUUGAUUCGGAAUAACAUUUUCAGCUGUACAGAUGUUUCCUUGUACAGUGGGUUGUACUGGGCGCCAGGUUGUCGUCUUGUCGGUGUUAUUGAUCAUACUGCUCUCAAUGCACUUAUCUGACAUAUAUUUUGAAAUUGAUAUUUUUUCUAUAAGACUGUGUUUCUCCUUGUUUAUUACCAGGUCUCUAAUACAAACAUAUUUGUGUGAUGCUC